This is a messenger RNA of Betta splendens (Siamese fighting fish), 794 nucleotides long. It is a transcript of the gene cetn4, whose product is annotated as centrin 4. The record is from RefSeq and is a predicted model, not a curated record. Bases 303 to 653 code for a protein of 116 amino acids. Gene Ontology annotation, cellular component: centriole; centrosome. Gene Ontology annotation, molecular function: calcium ion binding. Gene Ontology annotation, biological process: mitotic cell cycle; nucleotide-excision repair; centriole replication. Lineage: Eukaryota; Metazoa; Chordata; Actinopteri; Anabantiformes; Osphronemidae. The transcript has 5 exons.
GUAAGAGCUGAAAGUGAAGUAGUUAAGUAUGAAUUAGGAAGAACUGACGGUUAUUUUAGCUUGAAGACGUGUUUUUUUAUCUUAGUCUCGUAGUGUACCACGGGAGCUAACGUUGGAUAGCAUAAGAGUUGAAGAAAAACGCUUCAAGUUACAGGAAAACAGUUCCCUCGGCGAGUCAGAGGAAAAAGCCAGUUCACAAACCCGAACUGACAGAGGAGCAACGGCAGGAAAUUAAAGAGGCUUUUGAUCUCUUUGAUACAGAUGGAACUGGAACCAUAGACGUCAAGGAGUUGAAGGUUGCCAUGAGGGCUCUUGGGUUUGAGCCAAAGAAAGAAGAAAUCAAGAAGAUGAUUGCAGACAUUGACAAAGAGGGCUCUGGAACGAUUGACUUCAAUGACUUUCUCAGUAUGAUGACUGUGAAAAUGAGUGAAAAAGACUCCAAAGAAGAAAUAUUAAAGGCCUUUCGGCUGUUUGAUGAUGACUGCACAGGAAAAAUCUCAUUCAAAAACCUCAAGAGAGUUGCCAAGGAGCUGGGAGAAAACCUCACAGAUGAAGAAUUACAGGAAAUGAUUGACGAGGCAGACCGAGACGGAGACGGUGAGGUCAACGAGCAGGAGUUCCUGCGCAUCAUGAAGAAGACCAAUCUGUACUGAACUGAUCACUGCAGCCUUUUAAGCUGUUUCUUCUGUCACAGUAGUUUUAACUCAGGCCAAUUAGUUUAUUUGUAAAUAAAUAUUUUGAUAGAGUAUCUUUGUACAUUUUUUUCUACAACAACAAAUAAAUUUAUUUCAUCA